Orbicella faveolata is the source of this 1413-nucleotide messenger RNA. RefSeq names its product uridylate-specific endoribonuclease A-like. The record is from RefSeq and is a predicted model, not a curated record. Gene Ontology annotation, molecular function: RNA endonuclease activity. NCBI's taxonomy places the organism in Eukaryota, Metazoa, Cnidaria, Anthozoa, Scleractinia, Merulinidae.
AUGUGGUUUGAACCUGUUCCUCCUAACUCUAACCAACCCGGCAAAGGCUUUCAACAUGUAUUCAUUGGUGAAAAGCUAAAGAAGAAGAAAGCGUACUCAGGAUUCCACAACUGGUACCAGUUUUACCUCGAACAAGGUCAAAAUAAAAUAAAAGACGUAACCGUCAAGCCCAAUUCCUACACGUAUAACACAGAAGUCAGUAUCAAUCCAAGCUUUAUAAGCCUAAAUUUCAAGUGGGAUGGGUACACAAAGAAGUUUGAUAGCAGCAUGUUCGUCGGAACCAGCCCAGCAUUUGAUUUUGCCAUAUUCAGUCUCUGCUCUAUUGUGCUAUUUAAAACAGGAGGUGUUGGACUAACGGACUGCAGCUGCAAAAUCCACAAGAGCACAGUGACAAUAAGAGCCAUUGGAAUCGUCGACAACAAAAAUUCUAAGAAAGCAGGCAAGAUUUGCACAGCUUUCCCGCCGUCUGUUGUUUCUGAUCCUGUCUGUUCAAGUAUUCCACCCACCAGCCGGACGGACUGUGGAUGGCUUGGGAUAGACCACCACAACUGUGCUGAACGGGGCUGCUGUUUCGACAGUCAACAGUAUGGUGGCCACAUCUAUUGGUGUUUUUAUCCUUCAGACCACAGAUGUCACGGCAUCCUUCCCCAAAAUAGGAAAGAUUGCGGCUUCCCGGGAAUAAGCAGGAGUGAGUGCAAAGGAAAAGGUUGUUGUUUUGACGAAAACUUUGGUCACGGUGUCCCCCAUUGCUUCGUAGGAGUUCCAAAGGGAUGAAAUAUAAACGAAAGUGCACGGACCAUCCUAAAAUGAAAGAGAAUAUCAGUGCCACCUCACAUGGAUUGAUAAUGAAUAUAUAAAGAAAUAAUAUUGUAAUGAAAUAAGCAUCGUGGCUGAGAAAUAAAAAUAAAGAUGUAGUAUCGUGGAGUGUUGUGUUGACCAUUUCAUUUAAGUACAGAGCAGUUUUUUUUUUUUUUUUCAAUUUUUCAUGCUUAAUGGGGAAUUUGAGAGACAACAAAAGAUGAAGGAAGUCAACAGAGGUUGUUUCCCGCCUCUUUCCAGAGCGCCAGCUUCAGUACCGUAACAUAACAACAUGAUCCCGCUGUACGCUUUUCUCCGAACUUGAUUCAAUAAUCCUUCCGUCUGCCCCCUUGCAAAAUCAACAAGAGGCAGCUGUGAAGCUGAAUUAGUAAGUCAGCCUGAAUAUCUCACUGAUGAAUAAUGGGGGAGAGAACAGACUUUCGACAAGAGACGAUGAUCAUGGUCUCUUGCUGUAGACUGAUAAAUACAAAGACAAAAAAGGCUAGUUGGCCUGUAAAAAAUGCAUAAUCCUCUUAACUUUAUAUUUCCUUCAUUUAACUUCUCUAUCUAAAUGAUGUGUCCUCCCACUCCUUGUUUUCCCACCCCCACCCCCAC